This is a messenger RNA of Molossus molossus (Pallas's mastiff bat), 859 nucleotides long. It is a transcript of the gene MCEE, whose product is annotated as methylmalonyl-CoA epimerase. Bases 25 to 564 code for a protein of 179 amino acids. Gene Ontology annotation, biological process: L-methylmalonyl-CoA metabolic process. NCBI's taxonomy places the organism in Eukaryota, Metazoa, Chordata, Mammalia, Chiroptera, Molossidae. Gene Ontology annotation, molecular function: methylmalonyl-CoA epimerase activity. The record is from RefSeq and is a predicted model, not a curated record. The transcript has 3 exons. Gene Ontology annotation, cellular component: mitochondrion.
GGAUUGCGCCUGUCACUUCCCAAGAUGGCGCGCGUGUUGAAGAUGGUCAGUGUGGCGUCUGUGUGCGCCGGAGGGCUUUUUCCCCUACUUUCGGCUUUUGGUCCAACAGUUCGAGCUUUUACCACCUCACAGUCCUCACAUCGAGCGGCAGGUACUGUGUGGACCCUGGGGCGCCUCAAUCAUGUGGCCGUAGCAGUGCCCGACUUGGAAAAAGCCAGGGCAUUUUAUCGGGACGUUCUGGGGGCCCAGGUAAGCGAGGUGUCCUCUCUUCCUGAGCACGGAGUAUCUGUCGUUUUUGUGAACCUUGGAAACACCAAGAUGGAGCUGCUUCACCCCCUGGGAAAUGACAGUCCCAUUGCAGGAUUUCUGCAGAAGAACAAGGCUGGAGGAAUGCAUCACGUCUGCAUUGAGGUGGAUAAUAUAAAUGCAGCUGUGAGGGAUUUGAAAGAAAAGAAGAUCCGCAGUCUGAGUGAAGAGGCCAGAAUAGGAGCCCACGGGAAGCCCGUGGUGUUUCUCCACCCGAAGGACUGUGGCGGCGUCCUCGUGGAGCUGGAGGAAGCCUGAGCGGGGCUCGGAGAGGCUAAGCUGGUGGCCGAGUCACUGCCAGUGUGUCCUGAGCGUCCACUCCUUCGCGCCUCUGUCUGCCAAUCACAGAGUGGGAGUCAGAAGUCUAGAUAUGUGUAUAUUACGCACGCACAUAAUAGAUAUACGCGCAUGUGCGUGUGUGUUGAUUACUUUGGGCUUUUUCCUGAUUUGGAGAAAAUUUUGAUUACUGAACACCCAGGGAAUAUUAUUAAAAUCAUAUUCAUGGAAAUAAAUUAUUUCUGUUCUCAGAUAGGAUGAUGGAGUGCAUUAGCUG